GCUCUGCGGAGCAGGGGCAGAGCCGACUGGGCCGGGCGGGCGUGGAGCCGCCGCAGCGGGAUGGGCCUGAGCCCGGGCGCCCCCGGGAAGAGCAGGCUCCGCCUCCCUCGCUUCCCCCCGCGCGGCCCCAAACCCGCGUCUGCAGCCGCCGAAAUAUCAUCUCAAGUGUUGGCCCAGCUCUCUCCCAAGCACCUGCGGCAGGGAACCUCGGAACUGGACAGAAGCGUCCAGGAGGGGGAGAAGCCCGUAGUUAACUUGGAGACCACACCCAACCAGAAAAGAUCAGAGGCGCAUUCAACCCCAAAGCCUGAGAGUGCAGACAAAUUAACAAAGCAAGCUGCCGAGAGCAAACCAAGACCCAGGCCUGGAGACCUGAUUGAGAUUUUUCGCAUCGGCUAUGAGCACUGGGCCAUCUAUGUGGAAGACGACUGUGUGGUCCACCUGGCCCCCCCGAGUGAGGAAUUUGAGGCCGGCAGCAUCACCUCAGUCUUCAGCAAUCGGGCCCUCGUGAAAUAUAGUCGCCUGGAGGACGUGCUUCACGGCUGCUCCUGGAAGGUCAACAAUAAGCUGGACGGGACGUACCUGCCCCUGCCCGUGGACAGGAUCAUCCAGCGCACGAAGAAGAUGAUCAACAAGAUAGUGCAGUACAGCCUGAUUGACGGGAACUGCGAGCACUUUGUCAAUGACCUCAGAUACGGUGUGUCCAGAAGCCAGCAGGUAGAGCACGCCCUGAUGGAAGGAGCCAAGGCUGCUGGCGUCGUUAUUUCGGCUGUGGUGGAGAGCAUAAGUCCCAAGCCUGUAACCGCCUGAAGGCGCUGGAAAAUUCCAGGCAGAGGAAGAGCGGCCGCCCCCAGCAAGGACAACGUGCCCCCUUCUCUCCCCUCGCCUUCUCUCUCCAUAGCCCCACACGAGAAAAUUGUGAGCUUCUGGAAAAAUCUAGAAUGUACCCCAUUACCUCUCCAGAAAUACAUCCAAUAUAUGUGAUCAUAGAUCCAUGGACUCUC
Messenger RNA from Hyaena hyaena (striped hyena), 1004 nucleotides. It is a transcript of the gene PLAAT5, whose product is annotated as phospholipase A and acyltransferase 5. Gene Ontology annotation, cellular component: cytoplasm. Lineage: Eukaryota; Metazoa; Chordata; Mammalia; Carnivora; Hyaenidae. Gene Ontology annotation, biological process: N-acylphosphatidylethanolamine metabolic process. The coding region runs from base 61 to 810 and encodes 249 amino acids. The record is from RefSeq and is a predicted model, not a curated record. The transcript has 6 exons. Gene Ontology annotation, molecular function: A2-type glycerophospholipase activity; glycerophospholipid phospholipase A1 activity.